Messenger RNA from Cordyceps militaris CM01, 2136 nucleotides. RefSeq names its product ubiquitin C-terminal hydrolase, putative. The transcript has 4 exons. NCBI's taxonomy places the organism in Eukaryota, Fungi, Ascomycota, Sordariomycetes, Hypocreales, Cordycipitaceae. Gene Ontology annotation, cellular component: nucleus; cytosol. The record is from RefSeq and is a predicted model, not a curated record. Gene Ontology annotation, molecular function: cysteine-type endopeptidase activity; cysteine-type deubiquitinase activity. Gene Ontology annotation, biological process: protein deubiquitination. The coding region runs from base 1 to 2136 and encodes 711 amino acids.
AUGAACUCCGAAGACGAGCAGCUCGUCAAAUUCUACAACCAUCGCGUGGCGGCGCACCGAAAACUCCUCUCCACGACAAGCGACAAACUCUGGCAAAAGCUUCACUGGUCAGGCUGGAGCAUUUCGCUGCUGAUCCUCGCGGCUACAUUUCUCUACCGAGCGUAUGGCCAGGAAACAACCCUCGACGCAGUCGUGACAUCAGCCGCCAACAUCCUACUCGAGGCGCUCAUUUUUAUCCUACCCGCCCGUGUCAUCUUUGCUCUCGACAGCUGGGUCAACCCUUCGCAAUCGAUGAACAGCAGUAAUACACACACAGCCAAAAGCGAUGCGAUGCGCCGUAUCAUAGGACUAGAUCGCCCCGGAGGCAUGAUGGCAUCAGUUAUGAAGGCGAGAAGCCGCGCGCUCUCAGCCACAAGCAGCGUCUUUGGCAUACAGACGGAAUCCGAUCGGCCGCCGGGGCUGGGCAAUAUUGAUAAUUCCUGCUACCAGAACAGCAUCCUGCAGGGUCUGUCAUCUCUGGAUUCCAUGCCGGAAUUUCUGUCGACUUGCCUCGAGAAUCUAGACACCGAACAAUCGAACAACAGUGUCGCUCAGACACUAAAAACACUGAUAUUCGACCUAAACGAUCUCGAAAAUAACGGGCAGACGUUGUGGACGCCAAGAGUCCUCAAAUCGAUGAGCACGUGGACGCAGCAGGAUGCACAAGAAUAUUACUCCAAAAUAUUGGAUGACAUCGAAAGGGGUGUGACCGCGGCAGUCCAGGAGAGGCGACCACUGCACGGGCUGGAAAGUGACACACCGGUCAAGGACGAUGCGACACCCAGCGAACACAGCGAUGAUAGUGGAUACCAAAGCGCCAGCCCCGACAGUAGAUUGUCAGAGAUGAAGCUGGUUCGAAAUCCCCUCGAGGGCCUCCUCGCACAGAGAGUGGCCUGUAUCCGAUGCGGUCACUCGGAUGGUAUCUCCAUGAUCCCUUUCAAUUGUCUGACACUAAGUCUUGGACUGGAGAAGCAUCAGCAUGAUCUCUACGAGCGUUUAGACGCCUACACCAAGGUCGAGGCAAUUGAGGGUGUCGAGUGCCCGAAGUGCACGCUCCUGAAAACGCAGGACCUUUUGACGAACCUCCUAAAUAAGAUGAAGGAGAAAAAUAUGCCAGAGGCGCAGUUGGCUGACCCUGUACGGCGCUUAGAGGCAGUCAAUCUUGCUUUGGAGGAAGACGACUUUGAUGAAAAGACUCUCCAUGGUGCAUUGAUUGGGCGGCCACCGCAGUCACUGGUCGUGCACAUGAAUCGGUCCGUGUUUGAUCCAGCCACUUUUGAUAUGAUCAAAAACUCUGCGCCCGUGCAGUUUCCCAUGACGCUGGACCUUGGCCCGUGGUGCCUAGGCAGCUCGGGCGCCAAGUCGGGCGGCGUCGAUGACGAGGAGCUGUGGCCCACGGGGUCCAUGUCCUCUUUGAUUGCGGGGGACAGUAGCCGCUCGCGGCUUUCUGGUCCGAUUUACGAGCUGCGCGCAGCCGUAACGCACUAUGGCCGCCACGAAAACGGCCACUACAUAUGCUAUCGCAAGUACCCGCGAUCUGCGCCAAGCAGCCCGUCUCCUAGCGAAGCUGCUGAAGCAGUAGAGGAAGAAAGGCCAGAGGGAUCAACAGUACCCGUGGCGGAGGAGAUGGCUUCAGAACUAUUGGCCGAGCCCCAGGCUGCCGCCAGACACGAUGCGCAAGAGGCAGGAAAAGAGGACGCUAUUGAUGCCGAUACUAGCGAGCCAACUUGGUGGCGACUAAGCGACCAUAACGUGAGUAAGGUUAGCGACGAGACGGUUAUGUCGCUAUCACCCGGUGUUUUUAUGCUCUUUUACGAAUGCGUCGACCCCAACAUGGUUCUCGACGUCGACGAGGACGAGAUGCAGGACGCCGAGUCCAACCUGCCGAGCGUCCACUAUGAAGUGACGGCGGCGCUCGACUCGGAGGGCGAGGAGUCGCACACCAUCAAGUCAGCGGCGUCCACGACGGCGACGGAGACGGAUGCGGACGACAGUCACUCAGGCGGCAGCACGACGGAGACGGACAACACGACGGUCGGCACAGCAAAGUCGGUGUCUCUCCCGGACAGCGAUUCCGAGGAUGGUGGUAAGGUGUAA